AUGCAAUCUCUCAUAUGCAUAUGCAUAUUUUUUAUACCAGGCAUUACUGCAGUAAAGUUUUGGGAGCUUUUUAAGCUAAAAAACACCAUCCAAGCCUCUACUGCAUCGCUUCUGCCUCCUCAACUCGCACAACUGCCACUUACUAGUUCCAAAAUGCAAAGCAACCAAGGUCACAAGUUUGGCAAUCCCAAAUGGUACAAGAAAGGUGAACCGCAAAAGUACAUUUGGUAUAUUGAUACUGGCUUGGUGACUACCAUGACCACUCUUAUGCAGUAUAAUGCUGCAGCAUCUUGCAAAGUAGUCAAUGUUGCUAGCAAGUGGGAGUGUGGUCCACUUUGCCAAGAUGCUACGGCUGGAACUCAAAUUGUCUCACUAAUCAAAGAUCCAACCCGAAGUAGAACAGAUAUGAGUGUCGGAUAUGUUGGGAUUAAUAAUCAGUUGAAAACAAUUAUCGUGUCGUAUAGAGGGACAAUGGGGUCGGUUGAUUGGAGACAAAACCUUCGUGCCGUGACAACACUCAUUCAAGAAUUAUAUGAAUAUCCAAAAAAGCAUAUUUUCAACGAAGCUCGGGUUCACGCCGGGUUUUUAGGCGAGUUUAUGCGAAUUAGAGACACAGUGGCUCGUGCUCUACUCAUGGCAAUCUCACUCCAUCCAGAAUACAAAAUUCACAUAACUGGUCAUUCCAAGGGUGGUACACUUGCUACUCUAACUGCGGUGGACCUAUACAUGACUCACGAUCUGCCCAACAUUGAAAAAAAAGUGCAUUUGAUUACAUUUGGCACGCCACGUGUUGGCAACAGGGAAUGGGCAGCCUGGUUAGAUGGAAUUCCAUUUGCUGAAGCUAUUCGUGUAAUCCACCAAAAUGAUCCAGGUAAAACAAAUGCGCCUACACAUACAGAGAGUGGUGCUAUAAAGUAUUUACUAACUGCUUUCCGACGAGGUAAUUUAGUGGUACAUUUACCACCGAUAGCUAUGGGGUACCAGCAUACUGGCGUUCCGGUUUUGGUAACAGCAGAUCGUCAUGUUGUAGGGUGCACCUAUUACAAGGAUAGAUUGAGCGAUGAAAACUGUCUUCCUCACAGUCCUGAAAAAUCUUCUCAUACACACAACUACUUUCACAAAACGUAA
Batrachochytrium dendrobatidis JAM81 is the source of this 1128-nucleotide messenger RNA. RefSeq lists its product as uncharacterized. Lineage: Eukaryota; Fungi; Chytridiomycota; Chytridiomycetes; Rhizophydiales. Bases 1 to 1128 code for a protein of 375 amino acids. Gene Ontology annotation, biological process: lipid metabolic process. The record is from RefSeq and is a predicted model, not a curated record. The transcript has 4 exons.